AUGCCGUUUUUACGACGCCGCGGCAAUGUUGGCAGUGAGACGGAUAUGAGACGGCACUCACUGUUUGACGCCCUGCCCGGUGUUCCCCCGUUGAAGGAGCCGCCCAUCCGUGCCGAAUCAUCGACCUCGGACUUGCCCGCCGCCCUGACGUCGGUUGCAGAAGAUGCUCCCGCACCGCCCUCUCCUGUUCCUCCCUCUCCUGCCUCGCCUAUCUCGCCCAUGGAGCUGCCCCGCGAUAGCAUCUCGGUGGCUUCGACCCACGCCCAGGAACAGCCUCGCGCCUCCGUCUCCCUUGCCCUGCCCGACGACUCCAACAAGCACCGGCGCUUCUCCAUGCUGAGAUUCCGUAAUGCUUCCGACUCCCAACUAGCAGCCAAGGCGAAAUUGCACGCGGCGGCCGAGAAAGCUCCUCCCAUGCCCCGCCGUACGUGCCAUUCCGUUGCAUUGCGCGAGCGCUCUGCCAGACAAAGUCUCCAUUUCAAAUUGCUUACACACAAUGAGACAGCUCCCGAGAUCAUCACCACGGCCCCGACCACCACGUUUGACGGAACCGCCCCUCGAAAGAAGCCAUCCCGAAUGAACUUUUCAAUGCGAUUACGCCGCUCUGGAGAGAUUUCCAGGACCGAGCUAGCCGAUAAUUCGAACGAGAGAUUGGGCCUGGGUACAAUGGGGGACAGAAGAGUGUCACUUGUUCCAGAGGAAAGCAGCAGUGCCGAUAGCAGCGCGAAUUCGAAUGGGAAGCAGAGUGUCACUUUUGACGAACCAUCUCGGGCAUCCUUUUCUCAUGCGCCACCGGCUUAUGGGGAUGAUCAUUCAUCGACGCUUGCACUGCCUGCCACCAGGUUAUCAGAAUCCUCGAGAUCCGAUGCCAGCUCAGGGGACAGGGUGUAUGGGAGCACCACAGUAACAACUCAAACUAUACAUACUACUACCACCUUUUUCAAGCUGGGGCGGCGGAAGAAACAGACGGACUCUCUUUUCCCCAUUGCCCACCUACAGCCCAAGAACAAGUCUUCGAUGACGCACAACUCCAACCUCUCCAGCUCAUCGCUAUCCGUACCGAACAGAGUCAGCACGGAUAGGUCGACUGCCAGCAAAUCAUCCCUCAAUGGCUCCCAGCUCACGCCGACUCCUUCUAGGACACCAUCUCGGAGUGGCGGGUCAGUCUCACCCAGCCAAACUGUCACAUUAUUUGGCAAAGGGAAUGCCUCACCAGCAACUGCCCUGUUUCGGCCGAAUUCAAGGCACUCUGGUCACUCUUCACCUACGAGAACUUACAUCCACCGGAGGGGCCGUUCGUCGACCAUGAGCUCCCUCGGUAACAAUACGCCUAGGGAGUCCGUGGAGGAACAUUUGACUCUUCCAUCAAGGACAUCCAUGUCGACCAGCCGCAAGAGCUUUGGUGACCUUCUCGGUCUUAGCAGGUUACGACACAAUACCGAUUCCAUAUCCUCCCGGCAUGGGACCCUUACCCCGGCCACCCCUGCCUCGAGCGCAUCCAAGAAUAACUCGCUCCAGAUAUCGCGUGAGUCCAUCAUCCUCCCGGAGCGUCGGGAUGAUGAUACUCCCGCCAGAUAUCUCGAGCGGUUGUUGGAAGUUGUCAGCCGUAGUGUGGUGGCGGCUGCUCUCUCCAAGAACACCGAGCCCUUUGCACAAGCCGUGCUUCGAAGUUAUAUGCGUGGAUUUAUGUUUUUUGGUGACCCAAUGGACAUGGCUCUGAGAAAACUGCUGAUGGAAGCCGAACUUCCUAAGGAGACGCAGCAGAUCGACCGUUUUGUCCAGGCAUUUGCCAACCGGUAUCACGAGUGCAACCCCGGCAUCUACGCUUCACCAGACCAGGCCUAUUUUAUUGCCUUUUCCCUCUUGAUCCUACACACCGAUGUCUUCAAUAAGAACAACAAGCACAAGAUGCAGAAAGUGGAUUACCUCAAAAACACUCGAGGAGAGGGCAUUUAUGAGGAGGUCUUGGAGGUCUUUUACGACAACAUCACAUAUACCCCUUUUAUUCACGUCGAGGAUGAUUUCGACAUCAACGGAGAGCGGAUCGUCCCACACAAGGUGAAGAAGAAGCCGUUCUUGUUGAAUGCAGCGCCCGAUCCAGCGCGACGGACGAUAAAGGAGCCCGUCGAUCCAUACGCUGUUAUUCUCGAGGGAAAACUGGAUUUGCUACGGCCAAACUUUAGAGAUGUGAUGCACCUGGAAGACCCGUACAGCUACCUCGGAACGGCAAAGACGCUGAACAUGAAGGAGCUCCAGAAGACCUUCUUCAAGACCGGUGUCUUACAGAUCGUUUCGGCAAGAUCCCGACCCGAUGCCUUCAUGACGGAAAAGACAGCUUCGAAUCCGGAGGAGGCCCAUCCUGGUAUCGUGGAUAUUAAGGUCACAAAGGUCGGGCUGUUGUGGAGGAAAGAUGCCAAAAAGAAGAAGACGAGGUCUCCCUGGCAAGAGUGGGGUGCCAUCCUCACAGGUGCCCAGCUCUACUUCUUCCGGAACACCACCUGGGUCAAGUCGCUGAUGCAUCAGCAAAAGGACCAUCUCCGAAAGGGCUGCGAUGGGGAUCCCUGCAUCUUCAAACCGCCCCUUGAGGCCUUCAAGCCCGACGCGCUGAUGUCAACAGACGGCGCCGUGGCUUUGAUGGACAAGAGCUAUAACAAACACAAGCACGCAUUCGUGUAUGUCAAGAAUGGCGGGCUUGAGGAGGUUUUGCUGGCGGAAGACGAGGAUGAGAUGAAUGACUGGCUGGCCAAGCUCAAUUAUGCUGCUGCGUUUAGGACCUCUGGUGUGCGCAUGCGAGGUGUGAUAGGAGGGAAUAUCGAUGGUCAGGGGCGCAGAGCGCUCAGGAGACUGGAUGGCGAUAAUGUGCAGGUGAUCCAGACACCGACCGGAGAGGUGACGGUUUCGCGCAGCCGCAUUGACCACAAGAUGGCACAGGAUAUUUUGGCCGCGCGGAGGGAGAUCAUGAUGCAGAAGAUUACUGAUGCUGACGAGAAGCUCAAGGAAGUCGAAAAGACACUUGCCGACCAGCACCGGAAUGCCCGACAUCUUUCGCUUCUGACCCCUAUUUCGCAAAAGACCCGCGACUCGUUGCUUUUGGCGGGUGCGAGGAUUGCUGCGCAGCUGAAGUGGACGCGGAUGGAAAUAUGGAAACUGAAGUGUCACCGUGAUAUUCUCUCUUUGGAUUUGGAAGAGGAGCGCCAGCUUCUCGAUACUCCUGCGGACUCGCAGUUGCAGGUGCCUAUCACUAGGGAAGACUCGAGGGGAAGCAGCCUUGCAGCCCAGAAGAGUCCUCGGUCGCCCGCUCCGCUCUCCCUCACCAGAACCUCAACCGUCACAUCGAAAUCUGAAGGCUCAUCGCCAGUCACCGAGGUCUUCCGGACGCCGCCGACCAGUGCGACCUCUACGAGCUUCCUUACGCAGGAACGGACAUGGGAGUCGCCGGCCGCGGUUCUUGAUCAAAACGAUAAUCGCAAGGCUUCGGUCUCGACGGCCAUCUCAGUCAGCUCUACCCCAGCUACGCCAUCUCGAAAGAGGGCCGAGUCCAGCACGACUGUUGAAAAGCCCAAGUUUGAGGGACCAGGUGAAGAUGUGGAUGCGGACGAGCGUGACCUGCUUGCCAAGGCUGGACUUUUGGAAGCCGCUAGCUCGGAGACCAAGUCCUCGACGGCUGGCGAUGAGCCGUUUGAUACACCCGAGAGGCGUGGCCGCCACUCCAACAGCACCUCGGCCGAUCGGCUCGAAAAGACGAAUAUCCGGCGCAGUCUCCAGCGCACCCUUAGAGAGGGCGCCGGUCACCUCUCGCACCACCGCCACCGGAAGGGCAAGGAUUCAACGUCCAGUGCCACCAAUGCCGACGAGGGCAGCCGCGAUUCACCGGAUAGCUUCCCUCGCAGCACGGGCUCCUUUGUCGUACACGGCAAGAAGGCUUCGGUGAUCAACUUCAACAACGACCUCCAGAUCCAAGGUCUGACGGCUGAAGAGCGCAUCCGGCAACGAAUGCACCGUGGCGACGACGCAGGCAGUGUUCGGACCGGCCCGAGCGACGGCACGGACUUUCAAUCCAUCCUCACUGCUCGGUCUGUAUCCGAGCGCGAACAUCGGGGAUCUGCCGCCAGCGCGAGCACGGCCACGGCCCGAAGUUUCCGGGAGCUGCACAGGAAGUACUCGUCGGCUCAAGCGGCCCACAAGACCAUUGGCAGCCUCGCGCUGCCGUCUGAUGAGGAUAGUGAUGCGGCUAUCAGCUUUUCUGACGGUCGGCACACGCCCCUUCCGCCUAUUGAUGGGGAGGAGGAGGAGAAUGCCAUUUCGACGAAUGCGCUGACGACGGCGUUGGAGAAUGCGGUUGUGGAGGAGGAGGAUGAUGACGAUGAUGAUCUUCCUACCGCGAGGGAGGAGAGGAACACGGUUUAUUUUACUCCGCCGCCGGGCAGUCCGGUGAAGGAGGAGGAUGAUGGGGAUGGGGAGGGAAAUGAUGGGGUGGUGCUGCAGAAGGAUGGGGGGGAGAGGAUGGCGAGUCCACCGCCGUUGCAGUGUGUUGGUGCUUGA
Messenger RNA from Podospora anserina S mat+, 4542 nucleotides. RefSeq lists its product as uncharacterized. The transcript has a single exon. Gene Ontology annotation, molecular function: guanyl-nucleotide exchange factor activity. Gene Ontology annotation, biological process: regulation of ARF protein signal transduction. The record is from RefSeq and is a predicted model, not a curated record. The coding region runs from base 1 to 4542 and encodes 1513 amino acids. NCBI's taxonomy places the organism in Eukaryota, Fungi, Ascomycota, Sordariomycetes, Sordariales, Podosporaceae.